AUGAACCUCGAUAAUCAAGUGUCUCUUUGUGGAAUCGUACCAGCGUGCUCUAUACAGACAUCGGUAACUCAGGCGUCGGGAGAUCUUUUCUCUGAUAGCAAUUGCGGGGAACCCCUCCUGUCGCAACGGAUUGUUCUAGAUUUCACACCAGACGAAGCUUUGGAUCAAGACCUUAUUCAACGAAAGUGUGUCGCUUUUUGGGAGUUCGUUGAAAGAAAUCCAGAUCUGCAGAACUUGGGCACUUGUCCUGACUACAACGUUUUUGAUAAAAAUACAACCACGCCUAGUAGUAGUUACGCAAUGAAAAAGGAGAUUGCAAUCGAUAAAGAAGACAAAAAGAAGACAGCGGUCUCUAUGCUUGAAUUGGUCGAGAACAAAGGGCUCAUUGACCGCGCAUUUGAAGGCAAGCUACCGCAGUCCUAUUGUUCGUUCGGCGAAGACCAAUAUUCCGCAAAUGACUCGAUUGCCAUUACUCAAGAGAAAGGUCUCGAAGGUGACGGAAAGCAGAAUAAGAAAUACCCACCUCGAGGCGCGCUUAAGAAAUUGUGCUUGAAGCUUGAUGAUUGGAAUGCAGCACAUCCAAGAUAUAUAAAGCCACCAGGACAUUCACAAACGCUACUCACAAGCAAAAGAUGCAAAAAUGCUCAUUUAUAA
Pieris macdunnoughi is the source of this 654-nucleotide messenger RNA. NCBI's taxonomy places the organism in Eukaryota, Metazoa, Arthropoda, Insecta, Lepidoptera, Pieridae. The record is from the annotation of a GenBank genome assembly.